Hyaloscypha bicolor E is the source of this 1103-nucleotide messenger RNA. RefSeq lists its product as uncharacterized. The transcript is spliced from 2 exons. Lineage: Eukaryota; Fungi; Ascomycota; Leotiomycetes; Helotiales; Hyaloscyphaceae. The coding region runs from base 164 to 730 and encodes 188 amino acids. The record is from RefSeq and is a predicted model, not a curated record.
CCCUGAAGAUACAGGCCCGUGGCAAUCAUUCAGCACUGCCAUCGCAUCAACCCAACCCUAAGUUUCCAAGUUGUCUCAAGUUGCUGUACGCUUCUGCAAGUCAGACUACGAAAAGGCAGACAAAACGAUCAGACAAUUCCAAAAAUGGAUUGCCAGGAAUCACAUGACCGGCUCUCCAACAGCUGAUCAGGUCCUAGUCUUGAUCAAGUUCAAUAUCUUUCGAGCACUAUGUAACAAUGCCUUGAUGCUCGGGUUUCCAAUAGAAUUUACCAUGGAAGAUAACGCAUUGUCACCUUUCACUCCAAAAUCGGAAUACGAAAAAUAUUUGACAUCCCCCGAGAGAAUUUUGGAGAUUCCUGAAAAUCUUCGUCCAACUGCUCUGCAGUGCGAGAUACCUCAUCAUCCUUGGAUAGACCUAUUACCAGUGCCGAGGAUGCGAGAUAAUCUCAUACUAGCAGAGGACACAUAUGAUGGUUUCGAGCUGUGCGAGGAUCUCUGUGGUUUAUUCAACAGCUCAAAUUCAAAUCCCAGAAAUGGCCUUAUCAUCUGGGGUGAUCCUUGGGAUCCAGCUGGCUGGGAAAUGACGCCUCAAUUCUUGAAGAGAUGGGCCUGGACCGUGGACGGCUGUACCGAGUUAUUGCAUUCGACAAACUAUUGGCGACAAAGAAGAGGAGAAAAGGCCUUGAGAUUCGAAAAGGUGUUUUCCGGGUUCAUUGGUGGGGUUCCUUGACCCCACACGAAUCUACCUCGUACGCAUGGCGAGCGCAUACGCUCGGUUAGAGGGCUCAAGGUAGAGAGUCCGUUCUCUUGUCCGGCGGAACGAAACUCAUUUCCGAAAAGAGGUAAGCACGAGUUCUUUUCAUACAUUAGCAAAUUCAUGCUAUCUAGAUCUGAGAUCGACGUCCCGAAGCGACUUACUCCGAAAACAGACACCGAGGCACGCUUCCAAGAAGUUGCCUGUCCUAAGGUCCGCAAUUUCAUGCUACUGCCACUUGUGACUUUAGUUCGGGUCGAUAUUCUUAUUUUAGAAUACCCAGCUUCCAAGGGCCACCAGAAUCCAUGACGCCGCCUUAACCCUAAAACCAACAUCAGGGGGGGCUCGC